AUGGUACUCACGCUGCUGCUGCGUGAAAUAUCGACAGAGCAUAUGUGCAUCAUUGGGACAAGGCAUCAUCUUGCCGACGUCUUGCAUGGUCUUGGUCAAUUCCAAGAAGCAGAAAACAUUCAACGCGAAGUACUCGAUCUACGUGUUGCGAACUACACAGAAUCACAUCGCCAUACGAUAUCAGCAAUGAAUAACCUCGCUGCAUCGUCGCAUCGCUGUGGUCGAUUGGACGAUGCAGAACGGAUGCGACGAAAGGUGGUUGAUCUGGGAUGGGAGGUGCUAGGCACAGAACAUCCUCAAACCCUUGAUGACUCGUAUAACCUAUCCCUCAUGUUGUCCGAGCGCAAGCAUCUCGAGGAGGCGACGACGCGUCUGAAGGAUACCAUGGAGUUCCGCCGUGCGGUGUUUGGUGAGGGCCAUGCUCACACUCAACAUCCGCUCGAACUUCUCAACGAUAUUGUAUCCAAGCAGUCUUGUGGUAUUCUUUACUCCAAGCCCAUUCAUUCCUCCUCUCGUCCUCCACUGCUUAAACUACAGGUAUCAUACAGACUCUCGUCCGAUAGCAGUCGAUUGCGUUCUCUCCCCAUCUUCAUUAUACGCAGCUCUAAACCUUCCUCGCAAACGGUGACCGACAAAGAAGCAGCCGUUCCUGGUUUAGAUCUCAGCAAGCCGUCACCGUCGAGGACCAAAUCCAAGAAGGACGAUCUUGGUUUCCUCGAACUCGCAUCGGGAACAGAUCCUAUCGUCGACAUUAUCGCCAUCCAUGGGUUAGAUGGUCACAGAGAGAAGACUUGGACGGCGGAAAAUGGCAUCUUGUGGCUUCGAGAUCUCCUCAAAGCCGAUAUACCCAACGCACGAAUUCUCGCAUAUGGCUACGACGCCGACACUCGGAGCCAAGAGUGUGUCUCGACGCGGACUAUAUACCAAAACGCCGACAAGUUUCUCAAAUCCCUCUCGAGACAACGCAGUGAUCAUCCACGACGACCGAUCAUCUUCAUUGCGCAUAGCUUGGGAGGCAUAGUGCUCAAACAGGCACUUGGCCUUUGUCAUAGCGAGACUGUGGACUCGAAAAAUGACUUUCGGGACAUCUUGGUGUCAACUCACGCCGUUCUCUUCUUCGGGACGCCUCACUUUGGCGUCAAAGGCGUUGAGCUUUUGCAGACCAUGAACAGGCUAUUGUCGGUGUACUUGAAGACUACAAAGGUUAUCGUCCGAAACCUCAAGGAGAAUUCCUCGGCAUUGGAGAAUAUACAGAGAUUGUACGCGUCGGCUAGCAAAGAGAUUGAAACCGUUCUGUUCUACGAAGUGUAUCCAACCCCGAUCAUCGGUGGCAAAAGACAAAUGAUUGUACCGUAUAACUCUGCCACCAUCGCUGGGGAUCGUCAGGCAAUUGAAGAAGGACUGGACGCCGACCAUUGUGAGAUGGUCAAAUUUCCCAACUCAGGUCACGCGAAUUAUGCAACUGUUCUUUCCUACCUCAAGCAGCACGUUGAAGGAGCCACCGCUGGGGUGGCAAAGAAGUGGUGUACCGAGGACGCAUAUCGAGAUCUAGCAAAUAGAGAAGAUCUAUCGCCGAAUGAGGUUGUCCUACCAAAGCCGAGUUUGACUGUGCCAAGAAACUACAUUGAUAGGCCACGGAUUCAAUCCCUUAUCACACAGCAUCUCCUCCCAAGUAGUCCUGUGCGACGACAACCCCGGUGUAUCUUACACGGGAUUGGAGGUGCCGGUAAAACUCAGCUCGCUACAAAGUGGAUUCGUGACAACGAAAACAAGUUCACUCGUGUGAUUUUCGUCGACGCCUCAAGUCAGACCCAGUUGGAGAAAGACUUGGGACUAUCGGUUCACUGUUUAGGCCCAGAAUAUAGCAAGAUGACCUGGAAGGAGGCGGUCGCGUACCUUGACGGCAAGGAGACAGGAUGGCUGUUGUUCUUCGACAAUGCCGACUCGCCGGAUCUAAACCUUCGCCCCUAUCUUCCCAAUUCCAUCCACGGUACGAUUCUAAUUACGACAAGGAAUAGCGAAUGCAGUGGAUAUGCUCCGGAUGGCGCAAUUCCUGUUGGUAAUCUCGAGGAGAGCGAGGCAGUGGAGCUCCUUCAUGUCAUCGCCAACGUUACACCUCCAUCAAACGUCAGGUCGCUCGAGAUCGUCAGGGAGCUAGGGAUGCUGGCGCUCGCCAUUACUCAGGCAGGAACGUAUAUUCGCAAGACGAGACGGCUCGAUACGUACCUCGACACGUUUCGUAAGCAUCACAAUCGGCUUCUGCGAAAGAAGCCGGAUAUCGGCAGCGAGUACACCUCGUCGACAUACGCCGCGUUCGACCUGUCGUUCGAAUAUCUCCCCCCAAAGGCACAAGAGCUACUUAAGCUGUGCGCAUUUCUUCAUCACUCGGCCAUUCCAAUCUCUCUAUUCGAACAAUCAGUAAAGAAUGGUUUCAUUACAUACACCGUUCUGAAUAGCUGCCCUCCUCCGGCAAGUGACAAGGCCUUGAUCUCAAACCUUGAAGAGAUCCUAGGCUCGAUAUGGGACGAGGUUGGAUUCCAUGAGAUCCUUGAAUCGGCAUCUCGUGCGUCAUUCAUCGACAUUUCGAGUGACGGUUUAGUCUACGGCGUGCACCCCCUCCUUCAGGUGUAUAUUAAGGACAGUCUUGAUGAAGAGGAGAAUCAGCGCUAUGGUUGUAUGACAAGACAACUCAUACUUGGAGCCAUCCGACGAGCCGAAGGUAGCAAUGCGCAUCUUUGGCUGUUGUCUCCCCAUGCCAAUAAUAUACCUCGGCUCAUGAAAUCAGAGCAUGCAGCUCACGCAUUGGCAUUUCACCUACUUUACGAGUCCUUAGGUGACUGGAGAUUGUGUCAAGAGCUGUUGGAGACUACCCUUUGCCAGCUUCAGCAGGCCAAUAGGGAAAGACAGGAUGAUUCCCUCUGGGUUAUGUACAAGCUUGCCAUUGCACUAAAUAGGUGCGGUCGGUUAGACGAGGCGGAGAAGAUUGGACGAGAGGUACUCGCUCUGCGGCUGGAGAUCCAUGGAGGACGCCACCCAGACACAAUCUUGGCAAUGAAUAAUCUCGCAUUGACCUUGGCUGACCGCGGUCAGUGGGCCGAGGCGGAGAAGAUUGGACGAGAGGUACUCGCUCUGUGGCGGGAGAUCCUUGGAGGACGACAUCCAGACACAAUUUCGGCAAUGAAUAACCUCGCAUCGACCUUGGCUGACCGUGGUAAGUGGGUCGAGGCGGAGAAGAUUCGACGAGAAGUACUCGCUCUGCGGCUGGAGAUCCUUGGAGAACGGCAUCCACACACAAUUUCGGCAAUGGGUAACCUCGCAUCGACCUUGGGUGACCGCGGUCAGUCGGCCGAGGCGGAGAAGAUUCGACGAAAGGUACUCGCUCUGCAGCUGGAGAUCCAUGGAGGACGGCACCCAGACACAAUUGUGGCAAUGGGUAACCUCGCAUCGACCUUGGGUGACCACGGUCAGUGGGCCGAGGCAGAGAAGAUUGGACGAGAGGUACUUGCUCUGCGGCUGGAGAUCCUUGGAAGAUGGCAUCCAGACACAGUCUCGGCAAUGGGUAACCUCGCAUCGACCUUGGCUGACCGCGGUCAGUGGGUCGAUGCGGAGAAGAUUGGACGAGAGGUACUUGCUCUGCGGCUGGAGAUCCUUGGAGAACAACACCCAGACACAAUUUUGGCAAUGCAUAAUCUCGCAUCGACAUUGGCUGGCCGCGGUCAGUGGGCCGAGGCGGAGAAGAUUCGACGAGAGGUACUCGCUCUGUGGCGGGAGAUCCUUGGAGGACGACAUCCACGCACAAUUUUGGCAAUGGGUAACCUCGCAUCGACCUUAGCUGACCGCGGUCAGUGGGCCAAAGCGGAGGAGAUUGGACGAGAGGUACUUGCUCUGCGGCUGGAGAUCCUUGGAGAACGGCAUCCACACACAAUUUCGGCAAUGGGUAACCUCGCAUUGACCUUGGCUGACCGCGGUCAGUGGGCCGAGGCAGAGAAGAUUCAACGAAAGGUACUCGCUCUGUGGCGGGAUGACCUUGGAGGACGACAUCCACACACAAUUUUGGCAAUGAGUGACCUCGCAUCGACCUUGGCUGACCGUGGUCAGUGGGCCGAGGCGGAGAAGAUUGGACGAGAGGUACUUGCUCUACAACUGGAGAUCCUUGGAGAACGGCAUCCACACACAAUUUUGGCGAUGAGUAACCUUGCAUCGACCUUGAAUGACCGCGGUCAGUCAGUCGAGGCGGAGAAGAUUGGACGAGAGGUACUCGCUCUGCAGCUGGAGAUCCAUGGAGGACGGCACCCAGACGCAAUUGUGGCAAUGGGUAACCUCGCAUCGACAUUGGCCGAUCGCGGUCAGUGGGUCGAGGCAGAGAAGAUUGGACGAGAGGUACUCGCUCUGUGGCGGGAGAUCCUUGGAGGACGGCAUCCAUACACACUCUCGGCAAUGAUCAGUCUUACCCGCAUCCUGCGUGAUCUCAGUCGGUUGGAUGAGGCUGAAAAGCUCGGGCGGGAGGUACUCAACCUUCGGACUGAGAUCCUUGGACAACGACAUCCCAAGACCAUCAAUGCCAUGAGCGAGCUUGCGAGCAUCUUGCGAAUCUGUGGCCAGUGGGAUGAGGCAGAAAACAUGGGACGAGAGGUACUCGGUCUACGGCGAGAGAUCCUUGGACAACGCCAUCCGUAUACCAUCCGGGCAAUGAAUGAUGUCGCAAAUAUCAUGCAUGAUUGUGGUCAAUUUGAAGAAGCGGAAAACCUUCAACAUGAGGCGCUCAGUCUGCGGCUUGAGAUCCUUGGAGGGCGGCAUCCUGACACCAUAUCAGCCAUAAGCAACCUCGCUUCUACUUCACACCGUCGUGGUCUACUGGAGGGUGCCGAGAAGCUGCAACGAGAGGCAGUUGCCCUCCGACUCGAGAUAUUGGGCCGAGAGCAUCCUCGCACCCUCGACGCCUCCUAUAACCUAUCCCUCAUGUUACACGAGUGCAAUCAUUUCGAAGAAGCGACCAAGCUUCUACAGGAGACCAUGGGGCUACGUGUCGCGGUGUUUGGUGCUGACCACGCCCACACUCGACGUGCCCAGCAACUUCUCGGUGACCUUGUGUCUGGGCAGCCACCUCGUCUUCAAACGCAUACAUUCUUACUUUCGUGA
This is a messenger RNA of Serendipita indica DSM 11827, 5139 nucleotides long. Lineage: Eukaryota; Fungi; Basidiomycota; Agaricomycetes; Sebacinales; Serendipitaceae. The record is from the annotation of a GenBank genome assembly.